This is a messenger RNA of Hypanus sabinus (Atlantic stingray), 5477 nucleotides long. Its product is annotated as vang-like protein 1. The record is from RefSeq and is a predicted model, not a curated record. Gene Ontology annotation, cellular component: plasma membrane. The transcript has 8 exons. Gene Ontology annotation, biological process: multicellular organism development. NCBI's taxonomy places the organism in Eukaryota, Metazoa, Chordata, Chondrichthyes, Myliobatiformes, Dasyatidae. Bases 364 to 1935 code for a protein of 523 amino acids.
GGCCUGAGCGGGCACUUGCGUUUUUUCGGGAUUGAAUUUUUUCCCCGGUGGAUGUGUUUCCAUCUCGACGCCCCUCUCUGCCCCUCCCCCACUGAAUCCGGGUUUUUUUUUGUGAUUGCGAGCGGUUAGAAGCGAGAUCGUUUCCACAGGACGCCAGGUCCAGGUUAAUGUUUCUUCACAAGAGGCCCCCGAUUUGCUUCCAAAAUAGACCAUUUAAAGAGCCAUGCUGCCAGCCUACUGACCAUCCCAUCUGGCUUGGACAAGAGCAUUCACAAACCCCUGUUUGGCCCCCAGAAAACCAGAACAAAAUCCAUUAACUGUUGGAAAUCUGCCUACCUUCCUAUCAGCAAGGAAACUGCAACAAUGGACACGGAAUCCACAUACUCGGGAUAUUCCUACUAUUCGGGCCGCUCCAAGAGUUCUCACAGACAUGGUGAAAGGAAUCGGGACCGGCAAAAAUCCAGAAACAAAGAUGGCAGUCGGUCUGAGAAAUCUGUUACCAUCCAGACACCUCCAGCAGAGCCACUACUGGGCAAUGAGUCAACACGUGGAGAUGAGACUGUACAGGAUGAUAACUGGGGUGAAACCACAACAGCCAUCACAGGGACUUCAGAGCACAGUAUAUCACAAGAAGACAUUGCAAGGAUCACAAAGGAUGUGGAUGAUAGUGGGCUGGACUGCACUCGACAUUUAGGGAUAGCCAUCGCUGCUGUGCUUGGGAUACUGGUCUUUUUGUCUCCCAUUGCCUUUAUGGUGCUGCCUCAAGUACUGUGGCGGGAAAAGCUUGACCCAUGUGGUACUGUAUGUGAAGGGCUGUUCAUCUCUGUCGCCUUCAAGCUACUCAUCCUUCUCAUUGGAACCUGGGCACUCUUCUUCCGCAAACCAAAGGCACAGAUGCCACGGGUUUUUGUGUUCCGGGCACUCCUGAUGGUGCUGAUUUUUGUGUUUGUGGUUUCUUAUUGGCUAUUCUAUGGUGUACGCAUUCUGGAUUCAAGAGAUCCAAAUUAUCAGGGAAUUGUUCAGUAUGCAGUUUCACUGGUAGAUGCCCUCUUGUUUAUCCACUAUCUGGCAAUUGUGCUACUGGAAUUGCGUCAACUGCAGCCUAUGUUUACUGUGAAAGUCACUCGGUCAACUGAUGGAGAAUCCCAUUUUUACAGUGUGGGCCUACUGAGUAUCCAGCGGGCCGCACUUGUCAUACUGGAGAAUUACUACAAGGAUUUCACUGUCCAUAAUCCAGCACUCUUAACUGCUGCAAAGUCUCGUGCUGCCAAGCACAUGGCUGGACUGAAAGUCUACAACGUGGAUGGUCCAGGAAACAAUGCUGCUGGGCAAUCUCGUGCAAUGAUUGCCGCUGCAGCAAGGAGGCGCGAUUCAAGUCAUAAUGAACUGUACUAUGAGGAAGCAGAACAUGAUCGGAGAGUGAGGAAGCGACGUGCAAGGCUGGUGGUAGCAGUUGAAGAGGCUUUUACUCACAUCAGAAGACUUCAGGAUGACGAGCAACAGAAAGCUCCUGGAGAAGUGAUGGAUCCCUUGAAUGCUGCACAAUCCAUCUUCCCUUCGAUGGCAAGAGCAUUACAGAAAUAUCUACGUACUACAAGACAGCAGCACUACCACACCAUGGAGAGCAUCCUGCAGCAUCUGGCAUUUUGUGUUACCAACAACAUGACUCCAAAGGCCUUUUUGGAGCGUUACCUGAACCCUGGACCCACUCUCCAGUACGAUAAGAACAGAUGGUUGGCCAGUCAAUGGACAUUGAGUAGUGAAGAGGCGGUGACCAAUGGGCUAAAGGAUGGCUUGAUUUUCACACUGAAAUGUCUUGACUUCAGUCUGAUAGUGGUAGUGAAAAAAAUUCCUUUCAUCAAACUCUCUGAGGAGUUCAUCGACCCAAAAUCUCAUAAGUUUGUGUUGCGUCUUCAGUCUGAGACAUCAGUGUAAGCUGUUAAUGCCAAGGACACAUGGCAGAUCAGUCAGAUAAUCCAACUGCACUUUGGAUGGGGAAGGGUGUUUAUCUUUUGACCAUGUUUAGAUUUUUUUUCCUAAAUACAGGACACCUAUACUUUCCGGUAUAAAUCUUCAAGAAAAUGUGCUCCACCUAUCACGGGCUUGCCUAUUUUGCCCCGAUUGAUGAGAACUGUAUCAGCCUGCUUCCAGACACCAGCAUAAUAGCAGUGGACCUCUAGAAACCUGAACAUUUUCCACUUUGAGAAAAGUGCACUGUCUUUCCACUUGUUUCUAGAGAAACCUUUUUUUUUCAUAUAGACCAUCUCACCCUCUAGAGAAAGUACUUUGGAAAUCCUAAAUGUGUGUUUCUUGAGAUUUGGGCCUUUCUUUAAGAAGAUUGGUUACAAUAGCUGUUAAUGGCUAACUGUUCUGCAAAUGAAGAUGUAGAUAGAUUCCAUCUAUCGAGUCCUAGUGUUCUAGAGAACCAGCUUUUCCCAGAUAAUCUACUUGGAAAAUUUGGUUCGGGAAUGUAGACUUGCACAGUGUAAGCAUUGUUACAGAGUAGAUAGUGUUUUAUCCAAUACGUGGAGUUUUUGUAGAUGUUUUGCCUUAGGCAGGUAAUGUAAAGAUAGGGGAAAAAUUUCCAGACCCAUGAUCAACCCCACCCCCACUCUAAAAUAAAAAUUGGAAGUAAUUUCAGCUAAAUUGCUUUAAGAGGGCUUGAGAAGUGCUUGAGGAAGGAAACACUAAGACACAUUCAUCUGGGACACAAGAGCACACUUGUACAGCAAAGAACAAGCAUUAAUUUUGUCUUUUGUGUAUCUUUAAAUCAUGCACACUAAAAUCAGUGUCACAUAUUUCCAAAAUUAUGAGGCAUGUAAAAUACUCCAAAUUUAAUUUUGUUUUGUAUCCUGGAAUCUGCCCAGUUGGAACUGCAUUCUUUAACUGAGGACUCUUAAUCAUUUUCUUCACACUUUUACCUCUUGUAGUGCAAUGCAGAAUGUGCCCUGCUGGCUCACCUCUUGCCCACAAUGCACUGCACACCCACUUACGGAAUUUUUAUACAGAAAUGUUUGCUGUUGGAAUUCUGUUUGAGAAAUGAUUUACUUUUUACUUUUUUUUUAAAUGGUUGUGGCCUUUGAAUUUUCUAUUUUAUUUUUUAACAGAACUUUGUUUUUACCAAUUUUUAAAUUGACAUUUCUUGUGUAUAAAGAAUGUUUUAUCAGAUCAAGAGCAGAGUACAGUAUUUGGUCAAUGUGUAUAUCAGAUCGAGCCAAGCAACCAUCAUUUGUCAAAUUACUGUUUGUAACAGAAAAUGAUUUUGGAUUGUUUUUCCCAAAGUCAAAUAUCAUCUGACAAUGAAUUUACUAAUUGAUCUUACAGCAAGGCUUGAUUUGUGGUUUCAAUUUUAAUAUCCUUUUGAUUUUGCCCUGAAGUUAGUUUUUUAUUAGAAGACUUCACAUGUUGAUAGAUGGGAUGUGUCAAGAUAUCUUUCUGUCGUCUUGUUCAGUUUACUUUAAUGGUUUUAAUUGGCAAGCAAUGCAUAAUGGCAAUGGGUAGGGUAAAUCCUACUGGAGCGGUAGCCCAGCAGCUCAAAGUGCACUCCCUAGCUUGAAGAUAUCAGAGCUGCCUAUCAAUCGAAACGGUUCCUUUUAGUCGAUCUGUGUCAGCUUGCAGUUUGACUGUUGGAUGAAGUAUCACGUAAAAGCUUACUCCCUUAUGUUGGAAAUGAGAACUGACAGGAACCGAUUCAUACUUCUAUCAUGUAGUUAACAACAAAAUACUAUUCAGAGUGCCCUUGGUGCGCAUUUGAGUGUACCAGUACAUUGCUGCUUUUAUUCCAGUCAUGUCAAGUACAGUGAUGAAAGGACCUGAGCAAAUGAACUAUGGAGUUAAUUACUGUGAAUUUCUUGUCUGCGAUAUAUUAUUGGAUAACGUAUAUUUAAAAAGAAUAAAUUCGCCAGGGAGCUAGGCAUAUUGACAAUGAAACAGGAACUGGCUAAACAUAGAAUAGCAGGAAAGGACUUGCCACCUAGAUGUAGCCUUAAUAGGUUGCUGAAUAAGCUUUGGUUCUCUCUAAUAGAAAACAAUGACCAGAAGAACAUUUGGAUAGAAGUUCUUAACAUUCUUUAAAUACAGAAGUGGUAUAAUUAUUGCCUCCUGAGUAGCUGCUUUAAUACCAUGCAGAUGGAAAAUACUUUCCUUUAUGCAUAAUCUCUACUGUCACUACCUCAAACUUAAUGUACAUUCCUUUAAACAAUAACAUCAGAGAUGCAAGGAAACUAACAACUAAUGCUAGCUAAACAUUUAAUGCAAAAACUUUGGGUCCAAUUAUUUGAAUUAAACUUUACUUUUUCCCAUAUGCAUUUAAAGAGCAUAAGCUUUAGUAUUUAGAUUUGUGUGGUAAAAUGUCCCUUGUUUCUGCUGGAAGUAUUGAGGCAUGCAGGUCCCACUCUGAGCACUGUAAGUCCAGUGUGAUCCCUGAGGGAACAUGCCCAUAGUACAGUCUGUGAUGCCUGUGCCAUGUUUUUCCAUUUCGUUUCUGGUUUUGAUAUUCAUACACUACUCAUGGCUUCACCUCCUAAGAAUUCUAGGGUGUCACUUGCUCAGAAACCACUGUACCAUUGCCAAAGAUAGUCCUACUGCAUCCCACCCUUUGAAUUAAUGGUGAGGAGAAGUCAUAACCUGAUGACUUAUUUCAUUUCAAGGGAUCUUAUGAACAGAAUAUUCAAUGGAAGCACCCACUAAGAUUUCUUGACAGUUUAAGAGGAAGAUAUCUAUAGGAGUUUACAUCCUAUUUAAUCUUCCUUUGAAAGUAAAUGCCAAUUUUCCAUAGGAGCUUAUUGACAUUUCUGGAUAGUUGGGUGAGCUCACCAGGGUUUUUCAUUCUGUCAUAUGAAGCUAUUGCAAUUAGAUGAUGUUACAGUUCUCUAUUCUGUUUAUAAUCUGCAAGUGUCAGGAUGUUUUAACCCUGUGUGAAUGGCCUUGAUGAACAGGGACAUCACCACAAAUGUUCAUUUAUAUUAUGCAACUUGAUUCCAUUAUGGUCUCAAUAUGAAUGUAAAAUGUAUCAAGUACAGUUGUCACUGUAAAGCAAAAAAGAAUUGUUGGCCACCGUUUUUGGCAGCCAAAGUCAUUGCUGUAAGAUUGAUUGGUAACUCACUUGAGAUUUCUAGUCUUGUGAAAGUGUUAUUGAAUUGUCACUGUGUAACUACUGUUCACACCUAAUUUUAUACAAGAACUGAUUUUUACACAAUUUCUAUUGUAUAUCCAAGGACUAUAACUACAAGCUUCUGCACCUUGUACUGGAACAGAAUUUGUGGAUUUUAGGGACAAUAUUUGGAAUUACAGAAUUUUUAAUCCAAUUGAAUAGGUGCAUGAUAGACACUAACAAUUGUGUGUGUAUUUAGCCUUAGUAAUUUAUUUCUUUUUGGAAUCAUUCUCUAAAUUUUACAUUUUUGUAACAAAUUGCAAAAUGUUUUUUCCACACCAGGUUUUGUACAUGGAGUCUCCUGAAAAUAAAGAGGAAAGCUGGA